Molecule: messenger RNA, 615 nt
Organism: Diabrotica balteata
Lineage: Eukaryota; Metazoa; Arthropoda; Insecta; Coleoptera; Chrysomelidae
Source: the annotation of a GenBank genome assembly
AUGCAUUUAUUGUUAAAAAAUUUCAUUUUUUUUUUCGUUGAAAACUAGAUAUAUAAAGCAAUGCAGAUAUUGGAAAGACAAAUAUUCAACAACUCGCUUGAAACUUAAUGCCAGAUACAACCUACACGACAAAAUGAAAUUCUUUAUUGUUUUCGCUUGUGCUUUAGCAGCAGCAGUGGCUAGCCAUUUACCAAAUCUGCCCGAAAACGAAAGAAUUAAAUUAGCUAAAGUACAUGCAGAUUGUCAAGCUGAUCCAAAAACCUAUGAAAAUGAAGAUAAAUUAAGAAACCUUCAAAAUAACAUUGAUGACCAUCAAGUAGGUGUCCAUAUGUUUUGCAUGGCUGUAAAAUCAGGCUUAUUGAAGAGCAACGGAGACUUUGAUAUUCCUGCUAUUACCAGCAAAGUUUCCCUGGUGAUUAAAGAUCAUUCCAAGGUUGAUGGACUCGUCCAAAAAUGUGCCAAAAAAUCAGACAACUCAGGAAAAACCGCCAACUUGUUGUUCCUAUGCUUCGUUCAGAACGAUAUUCAAUAUUACCAUAAUUUGUAAAUUUGAUAAUAUACUAAAUUGAACCUGUAACUAAAUUAUAUUAAAUAAAAAAAAUAUGCUAACGAUAA